AUGUGGGCGCAUCUCGUUCUGAAGCUAGUCGAUGGGCUGGACCGUCAAAACCUCACACUUAAAGCAAUCGAGCAAGCGGUUGACCGGACCCCAUGGGAACUUGAUGAAUUAUAUAAUUCGCUUAUUACCGGUAUGGAUGGCGAUUCGAUCAUGCUCAUCCGAUGGGUCUGUUUUGCGAUAGAACCGUUGUCCAUCAUGGAGAUGCAGUGGGCUCUGUUGGUGGGGGCAGAUCCUGACCACCAGUCAAUGAAGGCGUACCGGGACGACAUUCUUGACAUUGGCCCCAUGAAGGCGAGAGUUACGCAUCUUAGUCGUGGCCUUGUCGAGGUCACCUCAAACUCUCAUCAGGUUGUUCAAUUCGUCCACCAGUCCGUCAAGGACUACUUUAUGAACAAGGGCUUGUUGAAUCUGGACGAGAAUCUAUCGUCUAUUAGCGAAACGACCGCGAUGACCCACCACCAGCUAUCUAAAAUUUGUAUUCGAUACCUACGAAUGGACGAGAUAGGCGACUUUUGCGAAGACGGUGACCCAUAUAAUGUUACCAAGGACUACCCUUUCCUAAGAUACGCUACGACCUCAUGGGUACAACAUCGCGUUCAAUGUGAGAUUCAUGGAACUAUGCGCUAUCCUCUCCUUCCUCUGUUGGGCUGGCCGCCAGAGACUUUCAUGGCGCUAUGGCUCUCUGUCCCUCAGAGGUUUAGCAUACAUCCCAUAGAAUAUAUUCCCAAAAACACUACUCUAGCUCAUAUUAUAUCAAGAUAUGGGCUUGUAGAGGCAUUGUGGGACAUAUUGCAAGAAAACAUGGAGGCCGUGGUAGAUACAAUCAACUCAAAGGAUGAUAAUGGACAAACAACCCUCUCUUUAGCAGCUAGAUAUGGGCAUGAAGCCAUUGUCAAGCUACUAGUUGCUAUACCUGGGGUUAAUAUCAACUCAAAGGAUGAUAAUGGACGGACACCCCUCUCCUAUGCAGCUAUGAAUGGGUAUGAGCCUGUAGCUAAGCUACUAGUUGCUAUACCUGGGGUUGAUGUCAACUCAAAGGAUGAUAAUGGACGGACACCCCUCUCCUAUGCAGCUAUGAAUGGGUAUGAGUCUGUGGCUAAGCUACUAGUUACCAUACCUAGGGUUAAUGUCAACUCAAAGGAUAAUAGUGGACGGACACCCUUCUCCUAUGCGGCUAUGAAUGGGUAUGAGUCUGUGGCUAAGCUACUAGUUACCAUACCUAGGGUUAAUGUCAACUCAAAGGAUAACAGUGGACGGACACCCCUCUCAUGGGCAGCUAUAUUUGGGCAUAAGUCUAUGGCUAAGCUACUAGUUGCCAUGCCUAGGGUUGAUGUCGACUCAAAGGAUAAUGAUGGACGGACACCCUUCUCCUAUGCGGCUAUGAAUGGGUAUGAGUCUGUGGCUAAGCUACUAGUUACCAUACCUAGGGUUAAUGUCAACUCAAAGGAUAACAGUGGACGGACACCCCUCUCAUGGGCAGCUAUAUUUGGGCAUAAGUCUAUGGCUAAGCUACUAGUUGCCACGCCUAGGGUUGACGUCGACUCAAAGGAUAACGAGGGAUGGACACCCCUCUCCUAUGCAGCUAUGCGUGGGCAUGAGUCUGUGGCUAAGAUACUAGUUGCCACACCUGGGGUUGAUAUUGACUUAAAGGAUAAAUAUGGACGGACACCCCUCUCAUGGGCAGUUGCCACACGCCACAAGUCCAUGAUGCAACUACUAGGUUACCCUUCCAGUUGA
Molecule: messenger RNA, 1737 nt
Organism: Parascedosporium putredinis
Lineage: Eukaryota; Fungi; Ascomycota; Sordariomycetes; Microascales; Microascaceae
Source: the annotation of a GenBank genome assembly